Spea bombifrons (plains spadefoot toad) is the source of this 1485-nucleotide messenger RNA. It is a transcript of the gene ARL9, whose product is annotated as ADP ribosylation factor like GTPase 9. The transcript is spliced from 4 exons. Lineage: Eukaryota; Metazoa; Chordata; Amphibia; Anura; Pelobatidae. The record is from RefSeq and is a predicted model, not a curated record. The coding region runs from base 71 to 805 and encodes 244 amino acids. Gene Ontology annotation, molecular function: GTP binding; GTPase activity.
UCUGUGAUUUGUAUCAGGACCCUGUCAGCAGUGCUUGGAAGCCGCGAGCUGGGGGUAGAUAUAGCCUAAAAUGGACGGUCUCCGCAGCGUGGGGCUGGCCGCAGCUGUGCUGGCCGGCGCUGGAGGAGCGGCUUUAGUCACUUGGAGUUAUAUCUCGGCCCGGAGGAAUAAACCGGAGCCCAAAGACACCCCCGAAACGGCACACAGCGAACCUCCCGCCGAAAGCGCUCAUUUCAGUGCGCCAGCUGCAGCGCAACCCCCUCAGGAGAAGCAUCUGCCAAGCAAGCAGGUCUUGGUUCUGGGACUUGAUGGAUCUGGAAAAACAAGUGUACUUAAUUCUAUUUUGACAAACAGAGGGGGAAACCACACAACACCGACGGAAGGUUUUAAUGCCAUGUGUAUCAACACCGGGGAAUCCAGAAUGGAGUUACUAGAAGUUGGAGGCAGUGAACCGCUGCGGCCUUACUGGGAGAGAUAUCUCUCUAGAGCGCUUGCUGUAAUUUUUGUUGUGGACUCGGCGGAUCACAGUCGUCUUCCGCUUGCCAAGAAGCACCUUCACCAACUGAUUCAGCAAGACUCAUCUGUACCAUUGCUGGUCCUUGCUAAUAAGCAGGAUCUCCAUGAUGCGUACCAUAUCACUGAAAUCCAUGACGCUCUUGCACUGUCUGAAGUUUGUGAAGCUAGGAAGCUGUUUUUGAUUGGGACACACGUGACUAAAGAUGAUCAUGAAAUAUCAUCUGGACUCCAGGACACAGUGGAAUUUCUUGCACAGUUGAUUUCUGAGUAUUCCGAUAUAAAAACAUAAUUUAAAAAAAUGCGGUAUAUAUAUAUGCUAGCAUAUACCAAAUUCAUCAAAAGAUGUCGCACAUGAACAAUUUUACUAAAAUAACUAGUGCAGAGGAAUUGCUUUGACAUCCUAGGGGAUAGUGGGGUCUAUUCACAAAAAGGUUGCAUUGAUUUAAUGAUUUCCUUUAACCCUAAACACCCCAUCCGUAACUUAAAACAGGACCUUUCACCCCCAGUGGGAGAUCAGCUGAUGAACAUGCAGGAAAAAUGUAAAAAAAUAAAUACGUUCAUCCCUAUGCAACAUAAAAAUAAAAACAAUGGCACGUGCAUUUGUAUUAAUAUUCUUUUAGAAAAUAAAGACAUACACAACGCCACUAACAUUAAACUGUUUUUAAAGUAAAGACGUGUUGCAUGGGCACAUUUGUGGGCUGAAACUCCCAUGCCAAAAUGAUAAGGGUUAUAGUUGUAGCUCUUAAAAUUGGUUGCAGCAACGGCCCAAAGAUUUCCAUACCUGUGGGCAUGCAUUCUCUACCUAUAUUUUAAGUGUUUUAGGGAAUUUAUGUGUACUGCAUCCCAUUAUGUGCUGUUGCCUACGUGAGCUUUGUGUGAGAUAUAAAAUGUACUAUAUUUAAGGAACUAUAUUUGAUAUGAGGGAGUGAGGGCUUAAAAAGAAAAAUAUAAAAAUAAAAAAUACUUAGC